Molecule: messenger RNA, 519 nt
Organism: Anopheles coustani
Lineage: Eukaryota; Metazoa; Arthropoda; Insecta; Diptera; Culicidae
Product: 37 kDa salivary gland allergen Aed a 2-like
Exons: 3
Coding region: 10-513 (167 amino acids)
Biological process (GO): sensory perception of smell
Molecular function (GO): odorant binding
Source: RefSeq, a predicted model, not a curated record
ACUACAACCAUGUUUCAUAAGGUUUUUUUCAUCUUUCUGUUAGCGUUUUGCUGUAUUAUUAUUGCUGAGUCUGCAAGAACAGUGAAACAAUGCGAGAAACAGAUGCCAGCUUCUUUGAAAGGACGGUUAUGUGAAAUUCGUCAGUAUAAAAUCUUCGAUGGUUUGGAUAUGGAAAAACACAUUGAGUGUGUGAUGAACGCAUUAGGAUUUCUUGAUGAAGAAGGUUUCGGAGACUAUCACUCGUUGUAUGAGCCUCUGAACGCGAUCAAAGAGGACGCUCGACAUGGAUUUAACCUGGAGAACUGCGUAGCAUCAACGCUUGAGCUAUCGAACACGGCAAAACGGGCGCAUGGUUUCUACAAGUGCAUGCUGACAUCAACAUCCUCGGAUGGGUUUAAGAAGGUGUUUGAUUUGACUGAACUUAUAAAAGCUGGGAAGCUGCCCCAGGGUUCUAAGUACAGCAAGAAAGUAGACACAAUGAUGAAAAAUAUCGAUAAGAAAGUAUGUCAAUAAUGUCAA